UAUCCUAGACAAGAUAAAUCCCAAAGAAUAUUCUUCCGGAUCCCUUGUGUUAAUCCUUUCCCGCUCGUGCAUCACUCCAUUUUUUUUUGUUUGCUAACGUGUAGAAAAAAGAAAAAUUCCCGCGCUUAUUUACAACUUUUUGCACCCCACGCCAUAGUCAUAUCCCUAUACGCUACCCAUUGUCAUACUCCCAUACACUAUCCCCCGACCACCAUCAUAAUAGACUUGCUAUGUACAACGCACACAACACGGUUAACUCCAACUACCUGUCGCACAACUCGUCGCAGGAGCACGGAUUGACGAGCGCCGAGAGGUUGAACAAAAACGAAGAGACGGAGUUGUAUGACUACUUGAACCUCUCGCCGCCCAUUUUUGACCCGGCACAAGGCUCUGCCCACUUCCGCCCCUCCCAGAACGGCGCAGUGCCCCAGAGUCAAUCCGGAACCCCUCACUCGCCAAUGAACCUUCUUACGCCACAGUUCCAGCUCCAGACGCCGCCGCAAAAGCAUCUUGUGCCGACAUUUACCACGGAGAACACGCCGCCCGCGGCGCCAACCACCGCGUUCCCCAACGGCUUUGAGUUCGAGCAAAAUUCCGACUUGGACCUGUUUUUCCAGGUGGACACCAAGCCUAUCGACUCAAACAACGUCACGAUGGUGAACAGCGGCGGGUUUUUGCAGGCCACCCCCAGCCAGAGCUUUCACGGUAGCAACAGCAGCAACAGCUUCAACUCGUUGCAGGGCUACUCGAACGAUGUGUCGCGAAGUUAUCCGAAAGACGUGCCGCGGAGUUACUCGAAUAACCCGCAAGUGAACGGGUAUUCAAAUAGCUAUACAAACACGUUACACCCUGGCAACGCCCAGUCUGGGUUUGACCUGGGCUUCUUGAGCCCGCACGCUGUAAGCAACCGCCGCUACAGCAACCAUUCCAACUCCAACUCCAUGGCGUACUCGGAAGUGUCGUCGAACCCGAACUCGCCAUUCAUGGACGCGCUUUCGCCGUCCGGGUUCAACACCGGGGCCGUGUCUCCGGGGCUCCUUGCGAAUCCCGAUAGCGACGUUUUGAGCUUGAUCAACGGCCAGGACGCGUUCACACUUGGUGACGGUAUAGACUUCCCCAGCGACUUUGACCAGGGCCCGGUAUUUGCCAAGUUUGACUUUGCUGAGCAGAAUCAGUUUGAAAACUCUGCCACGGCCAUGAACAUGAUGCAGUUUGGAAACGGCGUGGCAAACAGUGAAUUCAGCAUGAUGAACAACACUUCGGCAGUAGAUAACAACUCGCAGUUUGUGAACAGCAAUUCAAACAGCCCGCACAUUCCGCAGAUCCAGUUACCGUCGCAGGGUCAGGAUUACGCCAAUUCGUCGCAAACCGGCUUCCAAAAUUUGCAGCCAGGUCAGAGCUAUGUGGCCUCAACGCCAGCCCUUACGCUGGGCUUUGAGAGUCCAAACUACGCUCAGGGUGCUCCGUCGGGACUGCAGGACUUCUUCUUGAACGUAGGGCUGAACCAGCUCACCGAGCACAACUUGAAAACUAACCAGCUCUACUCCAGCGGCGAGAUUGUGCAUGCGGAUACGCAGAGCGCGUACAGCGGACACUCCCCUGUAUCAAUUUCCAUCAAUCCGCCUCCCGAGGACCUCGUGCGCUCGCCUUCUUUGUUCAGCCACUCGUCCGCGCACUCGUCGGCAUACAACUCGCCGAACCGGUCGCGCGCAAACUCCAACGACCCCAAGUACGGCAACUCCUUGACUCCCUUCGACAACUUACCCGAUGAGUACAACGACAUACGCAAGGGCCGUCAGCGGUCACACUCGAACAAGUCACGGUCAUCGAUCCGUUCAAAAUCCGCGAACCGCUCAAGGUCAGGCUCCGGCGAUCUCCGCACGCUGAAUCAGAAGAUGUUGGACCUCGCGUCUAACCAGAGCAACAAGCGCCAACAGAAGCACCCGUCAUCGUAUGCGUGCGACUUGUGUGACAAGACGUUUACGCGGCCGUACAACUUGAAAUCGCACAAGCGCACCCACACCAAUGAGCGGCCGUAUGUGUGCACAGUGUGCGGCAAAGCGUUCGCGCGACAGCAUGACCGCAAGCGGCACGAAGAUCUCCACAACGGUGAGAAACGCUACCAGUGUCGCGGUACGCUUAAAGACGGCACUGAGUGGGGCUGUGCGAAGAAAUUUGCGCGCACGGACGCGUUGGGGCGACAUUUCAAGACCGAAGCAGGCAAGGAGUGCAUCCGGCCGUUGUUGGAGGAGGCCGCGCGUGAUGGCAACUUCGAUGCGAGUGACGGAACAUUCGACGUGAUGGAAGGGUUCAAUCUCGAUCCGUAUGCCUUCUUCCAACAGCACGGUAAUCCAAAAUUGGACGACGACGAGCUCAGUGAGCCACGCUUCCCGGUUCCGUCGGUCGCGAUCACGCCGCCGGACUCGCGGCAGACGUUUAGAGGGAUUGACGAGAAUAUCUAUUCGUAGCCUCGCCACCGGGGCUGCCGCUGUUGUCCAGGGUCACAUAUCCAACACUGGAAGUGACUUCGCAAAUCCUACGGCAUUGCAAGUUCUGCGUGAGUUCUUGUAGUCCCAGUCGGGGCUGGUGAAUCCAUCAGGGGGGAGUGGAGAUCCUUCUGACCAGAUUCACUCUCAGAUUUGUUUAAUAGCUUCGAUAGCCCGCCGUCGAAGAUAUACCGUCUAUAGGGCGUAUUGGUUGAUUGAGACUAGUUUACCUCACUUUGGUAAUGAUAGCUGUAUCCCAAUGUCGUCCUUGUUCCCUAGUCUAUGACUUUAGCUUGACACUCGAGUAACACUAUCCUUAUACUUUCUCUUAUUUGUCCUUCCACUCACUUGGUGUUCUCUCAGUUGGCCGUGAUUUUCGUCAUAUGCUCUUCAUCACUUUGUUUGUUUUCAA
This is a messenger RNA of Babjeviella inositovora NRRL Y-12698, 2898 nucleotides long. RefSeq names its product C2H2-type zinc finger protein. The transcript has a single exon. Lineage: Eukaryota; Fungi; Ascomycota; Pichiomycetes; Serinales. Bases 231 to 2468 code for a protein of 745 amino acids. The record is from RefSeq and is a predicted model, not a curated record. Gene Ontology annotation, molecular function: DNA-binding transcription factor activity, RNA polymerase II-specific; RNA polymerase II cis-regulatory region sequence-specific DNA binding. Gene Ontology annotation, biological process: regulation of transcription by RNA polymerase II.